Molecule: messenger RNA, 3211 nt
Organism: Coregonus clupeaformis (lake whitefish)
Lineage: Eukaryota; Metazoa; Chordata; Actinopteri; Salmoniformes; Salmonidae
Product: sepiapterin reductase
Exons: 3
Coding region: 1237-2040 (267 amino acids)
Biological process (GO): tetrahydrobiopterin biosynthetic process
Molecular function (GO): sepiapterin reductase (NADP+) activity
Source: RefSeq, a predicted model, not a curated record
ACACAAGCAUUUCGCUACACCCGCAAUGCAUGCUGUGACCAAGUGCAUUUCAUGCAUUGCUUGGCCAUGGAUGAUAAUUAUAUCAGAUAAAAAGACGAGUGUGUGUGGCAAGAUAACUUAUAAGUUGGUAAUUAUGAAUGAUUUGUAAUGAAUAGAUAUGAACAUGAUUCAAAGAGGUUGUAAUAAAAGCUGCUCUUGGGUGAGGGCCAAUACAGUGAAUUGAACAAGUCAUGUGGUGAGAUUUGCUACACAUGCACAUUCUUAUGUAAGUAUGUAUGAAACAAAUCAUGUGGCAUGUUGAAUUCCAUAUCUGUUUUCCAUCUGGUUGUAAAAAAAAAAUAGUAUGGUGUGACAUUCAGGUGUACACACAAUUGUUGCAAAUACAUGUACACACAGGCAAUGUAUGCAUUCUUAAAAUAGGAGACACAGACUGGAAAAUCUAAUUAUUUACUUAAUGGAUAAUCUCUUGUGGACAGACUACAUAAACCUAAAUUACCAAAUUACCCAAGAUUACUUCAUUGAUAAAGAAUAGAUCUCAUAUUAUUUGAGGAUGGAUCAGUUCAGGAUUGGGUUCAGGAUUGGGCUGUCUAAACGCUACCUAUGACAUGUCAGUUCUCCUCUGUGUGAUAAAUGUCUUUAAUGAAAAGCAUUUGACAUUUAGGCCCACGUGUUACAUAGCCUAAAUAUUUCUUCACAAUGUAAAGCCAUUCAAAAACAUAUCUGGAUAUCGCUCAGCUAAAUGACGUAAAUGUAAAUGUAAUUAUUCCCACAAUUUUGCAAACUAUUCAAUCAUACCAGACAAUUAAAACAAGAGCAUACGUUUCGCUGAGUCAAGUUAUUGGACUUAGUAAAUAAUGUGUCAUCUUACAUUUUCACUUUUCAUGUACUUAAAUAAUGUAGCAACCGUAGUUUAUAAGCGCGGAUAUCGCUACAAUAAGAUACAUAAUUGAUAAGAACACAUUUAGGUCUAAACAUCUAGGCAUAAAAAAAAACUUUUGUCUAUUAAUUUUGUAAACCAAAUCGCGAAUUUGCUUGAACACCAUAAAGGGGGCGGGAUAAGAGGCGUUCUCAUUUUUCGUGUUUAUUUUUGUCCUCCAUCGCAGUUCCUCAGUCUAAUCGAUUUGAAAAAGUAAUUUAAACGGUUCUUUACAUAAUUCUGGCAGCCUUUAUAAAUACAGCAGAUCUCCGCUGCCGCACUCAUUUAACCUAAAUGCAGGCCAAUGGUAUAUCUCCAACAUGAAUUCACCAGACGCGAAGGAUCUAGGAAGAGUGCUGUGCAUUAUCACCGGGGCGUCCAGAGGAUUUGGCCGAACCGUAGCGAAGGAGAUUUCCCUGUUGUUCAAACCGAGGUCGGUGCUUGUUUUGGCGGCUCGCUCCGGGGAGAAAUUGCGGGAACUCCAGGAAGAUUUGGCCUCGUCGGAUGCGGACAGGGCAGGGUUGGUAACUCGUUGUGUUGUCGCAGACCUGGGGAUAAAAGAAGGGGUGGAAAGUGUCAUCAGGGCGGCGAAAGAGAUUUCCUCCGAGGAUAUGGACCAUCUCAUACUGAUUAACAAUGCUGCCUCUCUGGGAGACGUUUCGCGCUACGCCAAGAGCUUCACCAACAUGGCGGAGGUGGAUUCCUACCUGUCACUCAAUGUCAGCUCCGCCCUCAGUCUGACGGCCGGCCUGCUGCAGGUGUUCCCACCGCGACAGGGGCUGCGGCGCUGCGUAGUCAACGUGAGCUCGCUGUGCGCCCUGCAGCCAUUCCCCUCCUGGGUGCUGUACUGCACGGGCAAGGCGGCCCGAGACAUGAUGUUCCGCGUGCUGGCAGAGGAGGAGCCGGACCUCCGAGUACUCAACUAUGCCCCAGGUCCCCUGGACACAGACAUGCAGGUGGAGGCCAGGGACAGCACGGCAGACCCUGGCGUGAGGAAGUCCUUCUCAGCCAUGCUCUCCCAGGGUCAGCUGCUCACCUGUGAAGACUCCUGUGCUAAGCUGAUGAAGGUGCUGCUGGAGGAUGACUACCCCUCCGGAGCACACCUUGACUUCUAUGACCUGUAGAGAGGGGAACUAGAAGACACUGUGGGGCUCAGACUGAAGAUGAAUAUUCAUGGUGUAGGUACAAUUGUAUAGCCAGAACAACUGAUACUGGGUCAGAUUAGUUAGCUUCGAAGAUGGUUUUGGGUUAAUAAGAUCUGAUUCUAAACCUGUUUUCGUGGGGGUAAAGAUUGAGUGGACCUUUUACCGAAUCAGAAGGAAACAUGGAGAGAAGGAAGGAUAAAGCUGUUUCCGUCAUCCAAAGCCAUAGGCCUACUGUAGUUACUGAGUUCGGCAAACUAUCCUGAGUCUGUUGGCGCCUAACAUUCCAUCCCAUGACAGUACUGUUCUAAUUUGCCUUCUAACUAGAAUUGCCUUGGAACUUUUGGUACCAAAAUAGCAUCUAUUAAAGUUCUUUAUCUCAAACUAAGUUUGCUGAACUCUAAACUGUGUGUCUUUAGAUCUGCCAUUUCCGAGUUGUUACAGUGGUGCUGAUAUGCUCGCGUUUGUACAAAAUGACACUAAGCCUAACACAAAACCAAUCAAGUAAAGACCGCAACUUAUUGGUGAUUUAACGUUUAUUAUUUCUUGUUCCUUAUAUGAUCAUGAGUCUAUACUUGAAUGGUGCUUUUAUGCAUUACCUCUGCUUAUAUGUAGAUCUGUUGUACUAUGUAGAUGUACCAUUCAAAAUCAUUCCAAUGUGAGACAAAAUGUACUGCUGUUAAAGCAAUUAUUUUAUCCUAUGCUGUUUAUCUUCCUGUCAGCACUUUCAUUAAACCCUUUGCUUUUUAAGAGUUGUAGCACUCUACUUGUGGCAUUUCAUGGAGGUAUUCCAUAUGUUUAUCAGUGUUGUGGUGAAAUCCUGCAAGGAGCGUUCCCCGUGCGCUGCCACUUUAAGAGCGCACCAGCUAUCAGGAAGGAAGAAGUAAAUGUCUCGUCUGUCUGUGUGUGAGAGCUCUCGGUUGGCGCGACAGACAAACCAACGGGUGUAUCGGACAGACAAGUGCAACUGCAAGCCGGACGUUAACAGCUAAGACAAUCUCUCUCUCUCUCUCUCUCUCUCUCUACACUGGAGCUGACAUUUUGUGUUCAGUGCGGUUGGGAACUGUAAAUGCUCUGUUAUUUACAUUUUCGUUAAAGGGAGUGUGUGUUUGAGUACUGUAUAUUGCUUAUAAAAAAAUGUAUUCUCUUGGAA